GACCUUCAAAGCCGCGUGGUCCGCCAUUUUAGCUAGGUGCGCAAAACCGACCGGUGCCUUUGGUGUACGCGAAUCGAUUACUAAGAUAAAAAGAGAGGAGCAUAUGAUCAAGAACCAAAGAUGACUGUGUCUACGAAGAUAUUUGUGGGAAACCUACCAGACACAUGUAAGCGGGGAGAACUGCAAGCCAUGUUUGAAAAGUUUGGAACUGUCACAGAGUGUGAUAUCAUCAGGAACUAUGGGUUUGUGCACUUUGCUGAUGGAGAAGAAGCAAAAACUGCUGUGGAAAAUUUGAAUAACACCCCUUUCCAAGGAGUCAACAUCAAAGUAGAGCUUUCUCACAGUAAAGUUCGUCAGAAACCUGGAAUGGGAGGGAAGGGCGAGUGCUAUAGAUGCGGACGAGACGGUCAUUGGUCAAAAGACUGUCCUAGAGGAGGGUCGCAAGGUCGGCGUGGAGGAGGGCGGGGUGGAGGAGAUAGGCGGUUUGGGGGACCCCCUGCUAGGGAACCAUAUGGCAGAGAACCAUACCCCAGGGACCCAUACCCAGACCCUUACUAUAGAGAUUACCCCCCUCCACAUGGAGACAGAUACAGACCAUAUGACCCAUAUGAAAGGAGACGACCUCUGCCUCCCCCUCCCAGAGACUACUACAGAGACCCAUAUGCCAGGCCCCCACCUGAGUACUAUGGGAGAAGGGCUGAUCCCUAUUAUGAUGCUUAUUAUGACAGAAGACCUCCACCUCCAUAUUUAACAGAGCCUGACUAUGAAUACGAAAGGAGGCCUCCAGUGAGAGCUGGCAUUGAGAGAUUGAGACCAGUAGAAAGGCAGCCCGACCCUUUUCAAGAGCAGUAUCAGGAACCAGACCCGUUGGCUGGAGCCUCAGGAGCUGUGGUAGCAGGCCUCAGGUCUCUUUUAGCUUCUGCACAAAACCCCAGAGUUUCAUAUGGAGAGAAUGAAAUGAGACGAGGGGCCCCUGGGGGUGGGGCAGAGCCCAUCUGGUUUGAAGACAUAAAUCUUAGAUAGUAAAGCCAGCGACAGGGAAUAACAGUGUGGUUUUUGUUAUAAACUGGAGAAAUACGUACACUGGAAUACCUGCGAGCUCAACAAUCGUUCCUGUUGAAACGUCUUGCUAAAGAACUUCAGCAAGCAUGUUAAAAGGAAAAAAAUUGCAACAAAGUAGGGAGCACCGAUUCCGUGCCAGAAAUUAAGUAACAUCAAGGAUGGUGUAAAAAAAAA
Lingula anatina is the source of this 1236-nucleotide messenger RNA. RefSeq lists its product as uncharacterized. The record is from RefSeq and is a predicted model, not a curated record. Lineage: Eukaryota; Metazoa; Brachiopoda; Lingulata; Lingulida; Lingulidae. Gene Ontology annotation, cellular component: nucleus. Gene Ontology annotation, molecular function: zinc ion binding; mRNA binding.